AUGGUCACCGUAGCGAAGCCACAACGCAUCACUGCCAUUCUCAAGCGGCUCGCCUUUGCCGUAACGUGCUCAUUCCUGUUUUCCCAGGCUUGGCUAAAGUUCACCACUAACCUUCAACGACCUCCUCGUGGACGGCCAUCACAGUUCGCCAUCGACUUCGAACGCGAUUCCUUCAUGCUGGCCGGCGAGCCGGUGCGGAUCCUGUCCGGUUCGCUCCACUACUUCCGCACGCCGCGCGAACUCUGGAUGGAGCGCCUGGCCUACGCGCGCGCCGCCGGCCUGAACACCAUCGACACCUUCGUCGAGUGGAGCAGCCACGAGCCGGAAGAAGGUCUUUUCGACUUCCGCGGACAACAAGACCUGGUGUCCUUCCUGGAGAUGGCCCACAACUUGAGUCUGAUGGUCAUUCUCCGGCCAGGCCCUUACAUCGGCGCCGAACGAGACAUGGGAGGCCUUCCGUACUGGCUGUUGUAG
This is a messenger RNA of Rhipicephalus microplus (southern cattle tick), 474 nucleotides long. RefSeq names its product beta-galactosidase-1-like protein 2. Lineage: Eukaryota; Metazoa; Arthropoda; Arachnida; Ixodida; Ixodidae. Gene Ontology annotation, molecular function: hydrolase activity, hydrolyzing O-glycosyl compounds. The record is from RefSeq and is a predicted model, not a curated record. Gene Ontology annotation, biological process: carbohydrate metabolic process.